AUGUUCUGCUUGCUAUUGUAAUACAAAAACUUGUUUAAGUUGUUAUUACCUGGAUUAUUCCAGGGUUGUAUUAUUGCAGAAAUAUUUGUGGAAAUGGAUUAGUUGUAACAGAUCCAGAUGGAUUCUAUACUAAAUAAUAUGAUGAUGGAAAUAUAUUUCAUUUUUAAUGAUUUAUGUGAAUUCCAAUAUGAGGAGAUCAAAUAAUAUCACCGAAUGAACAAUUUGAGGAUACAUUAACAUUGCCCUUUAAGGGUUGUUAGAAUUGCAAAGCAAAAUGUUAAUCCUUUUGCAUUAUUUGCGAUAAUAGUGGACUAGGUUGCUAAGCUUGUAAGAAUGGUUACAAAAAAAAUUGAUAAUUUAUUUUAUUCAAUUAGUGGAGACAAUAUAUUAACAGAAGGUAAAAAAUGUGAUGAUGGGAAUUUAAUAUUUUGUGAUGAUGGGAAUUUAAUAUUUUAUGAUGGUUGUCAUUAAUUAUCUUUUAGUCGUCCUGUUGCUUGUUCAAAUUGCUGCCUGGAUUUUUGUUAUGAUUUCAUGAAGGUUUUUAUUUGCUUAAGUAUUCCUGCUUUAAAUUUUAUUAUUUCUAUCCCGAUCCGAAAUGAAAUUCUUAAUGCUAGAGCUGUAGUAUAAGAGGAAAUGUUAGUGGAUUUUUAAAUAUUAAUGGUACUUGCACUCCUUUAUGCAGAGAUAAAAUAGUUGUUGAAGACGAAUAAUGUGAUGACAGUAAUGUCAUGUUUGAGAGUGGAUUUCAUACAUGUUUAUAAUCUUUCUCUUGUUAGUUUUGUUUUUAUCAGAAUUAAUGUUUUGAUUUAAAGUAAAAGAUUAAUUUAAAGGAAGCUAAUAAUUUUUAUUUUUCAGAUCUAAUCAAGCCUUCAAAGUUAAAUCGUAGAAAUUGACUAGUUUAUAAAAUAAGUUUUAAUCAAGUUGGUCAAUAUAUAGAAAUUAUAGAUAAAUAUUUUCCAAACGCUCUUAGAAUAAGAAAGUUAAGGCAAUUUAGUACAUCUAAUUAUGAGAAAUUAUUAAUAUGCUUCAGAUUGGAAAACCCUCUUAUAUUAAAUUAUAUAUUUUACUAAAUUUCAGGGGUAUUUGAAAAAGAAUUCACCCUUCCGCAUGACAUAUUUUAACAAAUAUUAAUAGUAUAAAUUUUUAUUUUGA
Messenger RNA from Paramecium primaurelia, 1152 nucleotides. The record is from the annotation of a GenBank genome assembly. Lineage: Eukaryota; Ciliophora; Oligohymenophorea; Peniculida; Parameciidae.